AUGUCUCAUGGUCAAUACGACGCUGAAGAGGUGAGCUUAGGCGAGAACGAGAACGUCGAUGAAAAUGCCGAAGACAACUGUGACGACCAGGUCGAAGAAGAGCAGGAGGAAGAGCCCUUGCCAAUAAUAGAUCCAGCUGUCUUCGGCCUCAAGGAGAUUUCAAACUUGGGAAAGUUUACAGUGAGCAGCCAUAAGCCGGGCAAUGGGGUUGAACAGCUUCGAAGUGAUGAUUUGACAUCAUACUGGCAAUCGGAUGGUCCGCAGCCUCACAAGCUUACCAUCUACUUUGUCAAACGGGUUGGUAUCCGAGACAUUCGCUUUUACGUCGACUAUAAUGAAGAUGAAUCCUACACUCCUACGAAAAUCAUCUUCAAAUCUGGCACGAGUGAGAACAACCUUAUUCAAUUCGCCGCCAUGAAUAUGGAAAGCCCUGUGGGCUGGCAACAGGUACCACUUGCAGGUGUCGGUGGCGAGCCCGAUGGCAACACCCUCGUGUCUUGGGUGUUACAAAUGCAAAUACUAGAAAAUCACCAAAACGGCAAGGACACUCACCUGCGCGGCAUAAAGAUUUAUGCCUUUGACGCCGAUGCGGUUCAGCCUAGCGAGCCGGAUAACACCGUCAAUACGGACAGUCUCGCCGAACGUCAAGCUGCUGCUAGACUGGACGACAUUGCCCAAAUACUGGCCGCGGCAAGACUAGAGAGUAGUGAGACGGGCUUCUCUCUUCCUGAUUUCAUGCGAGAUGCGGAGAUUCGAUAG
Trichoderma asperellum CBS 433.97 is the source of this 759-nucleotide messenger RNA. RefSeq lists its product as uncharacterized. Lineage: Eukaryota; Fungi; Ascomycota; Sordariomycetes; Hypocreales; Hypocreaceae. Gene Ontology annotation, biological process: protein K11-linked ubiquitination; anaphase-promoting complex-dependent catabolic process. Gene Ontology annotation, cellular component: anaphase-promoting complex. The record is from RefSeq and is a predicted model, not a curated record.